GGCGAGUAUGGGCGGCGGUGGCGGCGGAGGGCGGUGAAGCCGCCGAGAUGUGGCUGAAGCCCGAGGAGGUGCUGCUGAAAAAUGCCCUCAAGCUAUGGGUGCUGGAGCGCUCCAACCAGUACUUCGUGCUGCAGAGGCGGCGGGGUUACGGCGAGGAGGGCGGUGGCGGGCUGGCAGGUCUUCUCGUGGGAACCCUAGAUGCAGUAUUGGAUUCUACAUCAAAAGUGGCCCCAUUUCGCAUCCUGCAUCAGACACCGGACUCACAGGUCUACUGGUCCAUUGCGUGUGGAGCCAGCAGAGAAGAGAUAACAGAACACUGGGACUGGUUAGAACACAAUGUCAUGAACAUUUUAUCGGUGUUUGAUUCAAAUGAAGAUAUUACAAGCUUUGUCCAGGGAAAGAUAAGAGGUUUGAUUGCUGAGGAAGGAAAAGGUUCUUUUACAAAAGAAGAAGAUCCCGAGAAGUUUCGUGAAGGUCUUAUGAAGUUUGAGAGGUGCUUUGGAUUACCAGAGCAGGAGAAGUUGGUUACCUAUUACUCAUGCAGCUACUGGAAGGGCCGGGUGCCUUGUCAAGGAUGGCUUUAUCUUAGUACCAACUUCCUGAGCUUUUACUCAUUUUUGCUGGGAGCAGAAAUAAAGCUUAUUAUCUCCUGGGAUGCAAUAUCAAAACUUGAGAAGACUUCCAAUGUUAUUCUGACAGAGAGCAUUCAUGUCUGCUCCCAUGGGGAAGAUCACUAUUUUUCCAUGUUUUUGCACAUUAAUGAAACAUUCCUUCUCAUGGAGCAGCUGGCAAACUAUGCUGUUAGGAGGCUUUUUGAUAAGGAGACAUUUGAAAAUGACCUAGUCCUGCAUGACCCCCUGCAGAUCACCAAGAGAGGCCUGGAGAGCCGAGCCCACAGCCAGCAGUUCAGUGCAUUCUUCAGGCUACCCAAAGAAGAGACUUUGAAGGAAGUUCACGAGUGCUUCUUAUGGGUUCCUUUCACUCAUUACAAUGCCCAUGGGAAAAUGUGCAUUUCAGAAAACUACAUCUGCUUUGCUAGCCAGGAUGGCAGCCUGUGCAGUGUAAUCAUUCCAUUAAGAGAGGUGAUAGGUGUGGAUAAGGCUGACCCAGCCAACAGAGGAGUCAACAUUAGUACCAAAGGAAAAAGAGCUUUUCGUUUCACUGAAGUUAGAGAUUUUGAACAGCUUGUCACAAAGCUCAGAAUCAAAUGCAAUGCAACUUCAAGUCCACAGCAUAUAAAUACAGAGGUUGCAGGUAGUUCUGCUUCUGACAGUCCAAAGGAUUUUGAUGAGGUGCCAUCAAAGAUAGAUCUGAGGGAUAACACCAAAACUGUCAGUACAGAAGCCCUAAUGACUGUCUACCAUCCUCAGGAUGCCGAGAAUCUAGACCCUAAAAUGUUGAAAGAAAAAAUGAAAGAACAGUCCUGGAAUAUCCUUUUUUUUGAACGAGGUCAUGGUGUCAGCAUGUUUCGAACAAAGAAGACUCGAGAUUUAGUUGUAAGAGGGAUCCCAGAGGCCUUAAGAGGAGAGCUCUGGCUGCUCUUCUCAGGUGCUGUCAACGACAUGGCCUCCAGCCCUGGUUAUUACACUGAGUUGGUGGAGAGGUCCUUGGGAACAUGCACUUUAGCUACUGAUGAAAUCGAACGGGAUCUGCGUCGCUCCUUACCUGAGCAUCCUGCUUUUCAAAGCGACACAGGAAUCUCUGCCCUCCGGAGAGUUCUUACAGCUUAUGCAUACAGGAAUCCUCAGAUUGGAUACUGUCAGGCAAUGAACAUACUGACAUCAGUACUUCUGCUGUAUGCUAAGGAGGAGGAAGCGUUCUGGCUGCUGGUUGCUGUCUGUGAAAGGAUGCUACCUGAUUAUUUCAAUCGUCGAAUCAUUGGUGCCUUGGUAGAUCAGGCAGUGUUUGAGGAGCUCAUCAGAGUUCAUCUGCCUCAGUUGACAGACCACAUGAUGGGCAUGACUUUUUUCUCCUCGGUCUCUCUCUCCUGGUUCCUUACCCUUUUUAUCAGUGUGCUGCCUAUUGAGAGUGCAGUCAAUGUGGUGGACUGUUUCUUCUAUGAUGGAAUAAAGGCAAUCUUGCAGCUGGGACUUGCAGUGCUGGAGUACAACAUGGAUAAGUUGCUGACUUGUAAGGAUGAUGCAGAAGCAGUGACUGUUCUCAACAGGUUUUUUGACAGCGUCACCAACAAAGACAGUCCUUUGCCUCCAGCUGUGCAGCAGGGCUCCAACCUCAGUGACGCAAAGGGUGAUCACCCAAAAGUGGACAUUACUGACUUGAUCCGAGAGUCAAAUGAAAGAUACGGAGAUAUUCGGUAUGAAGAUGUUGAGAGCAUGCGCUGCAGAAACAGGCUUUAUGUGAUCCAGACAUUAGAAUCUACAACCAAGCAGAAUGUGCUUCGUGUUGUGUCUCAGGAUGUAAAAUUCAGUCCUAAUGAUCUUGACGAUCUUUAUGAAUUAUUCAAGAGGGAACACUUUCUUUCCUGCUAUUGGAAUGUAAAUAGUCCUGUUUUAGAACACCACGAUGCCAGCCUGCCGUAUCUGGAGCAGUAUCGAAUUGAUUGCCAGCAAUUCAGGGUUCUUUGCCAUCUCCUGAGCCCCUGGUCGCACUGUGCAAACAGAGACUCCAUUGCACUGUGGACAUUCAGACUGAUGGAUGAGAACUGCCAUGGCCUUAUCAACUUCAAACAAUUUUCCUGCGUGCUUGAUACCAUGUAUAAUGGAAGUUUCACUGACAAACUCAAGCUUCUUUUUAAGUUGCACAUCCCUCCAGCUUUUACUGAAGUGGAAUCUCUGAGCCCUUCCAAAGGCGUUGAUCUUUCAAAAGAAGAACUGAUCCACUUCAGUCAACUCAGUGUUUCAUCUGCUGGGGAUAGUCUUGAAAGUGAUGCUUUGAAGAGCAGCCCAGAAAAAGGGAAGGGCAAGGUUGAUAUUCAGGCCUAUCUGAAGCAAUGGCAAGAUGAACUUCUUAAAAAAGAAGAAAGCAUUAAGGAUUUGCCAAGAAUGAAUCAGUCUCAGUUCAUCCAGUUCUCAAAAACUCUGUACAAUCUAUUCCACGGAGAUCCUGAGGAGGAACUGUUGUACCGCGCCAUAGCAGUGGUUACCAGUCUCCUGCUGAAGAUGGAAGAAGUUGGGAGAAGGCUUCAGAGUCCCACAUCACCAGUCAGAAGUCUGGCUGCCACAACAGAGGUGUCUGCUGAAAGCCCCCGGAAGGGACGGGAGGAGGGCAGCUCUGAGCAGACCGGAGGCAGUGGAGCGCAGGGUCUGCGAAAGGGCCACGAAUGGUCUUUUGCCUUUGAGCAGAUUCUGGCAUCCUUACUGAACGAGCCAGCCUUUGUGAGAUUUUUUGAGAAACCUCAUGAGAUAAAAGCUAGAAUAGAGAGCGCUAAAAAUUUACAACUUCAAGCAAGAACUAGAGUGUAAUUUACUUUGACUCUGAAUGAAGUACAUAGAGCACUGGCAGAUGAAGGUGGUUACUACAGAAAUUGAGUACGUUGUUUACACAGGGAAUGGGGUUUGAAGAUUUAGCUUUAAAUGUCAGAUUACUCGUAUGCUUUCAUGUAAAUAAAAAUAGUUUGAAGCACAAUCACUUUCUUGCAUUGUUCGUAAGUUUCAAUCCAAGCAGGAGCUGAGGAAUAAACUGCCUACCAUACUAUUAAAAUAUGCAACAUUGGUAGGAAAUACUAGAUGUGACCUGUGACAAACUGACAGCUGUUAUGGUGUGUGCUCCCCACUUUCAUUUCUAUUCCUGUGAUAAACGUCAUGACUUCUAUCUGGACAUUUUCCACUUAAAAUGAAUUGUCAACAGCUCAGAGGUUGACUUCCAGGUUAGCUAUUUCCAAACUUGCAUGUGGGCAGGAACAUGGUGAAGACUAAGAACAGAGGUUUCAGCUGAUAGCUACAGUGGGUGCAAGAGCCUCAGGUUAGGGAAGAAAGCAGCCCUGCUCACAGCUCCCUGCUUUGGUGUCCUGCACUGUGUCAGAUUUCAGCCCCUCGUUGUCACUUUGCAAACUGCCUUCUCUUGGCCUGUGUCUCAGUUUUUGCAGUGUGGCCCUUAAAACUAAUUUCCUGCUUUUGUAGCUCGGCCUAUAAUUGAGAUUUCUUUCCUAUUUUCGUAUCAAUCUUCUUUCAGUUUAGGCAAAAAUGGUACAAGCUGCUUGGUCUUGCAGGUUGCAGGCAGAUGCAAAGGCUGGAAUAGAUUGCUGAAACAAAGGGAGAGCAGUGGCUGAUCCCAUGGUGGUUGUCACUAAUCUUGUAAGAGCCACUGUUGGCGUCUUAGGAGCAUGGUGAAGAAAAAUUUAGCCCUUGGAAAGUCCAAGGACAGACCAUCCUUAGCUGCUUACCAGAUAAGCUGAAUGCUGACCUUGGCACUGUUAGGGACAGACUGCAGUUGCUCCUUUGCCUAUGCUGGGUCCACACCCCAACCAAGUGAUAAUGAAUUCUUUUUUACAGCUCUCUGGUUUAUUGCUGCUGUAAUAUUUUCUGUCUGCCAGGAUUCGUGGCAACAACAAACUGUUUGUGAACCUUAAGUGAAAUUUUUUAUAUGCAUAAAAAUGAUGUAGUGAAGAUGCUGGGGAAGAAAGCUCUGCCAGUGCUUUCCUGGUGGAAUUUGACAUUGAACCUGAGGUAGCUUGUGCUACAAAGGGUUUACACAAAGAUGGGAAGAGUCUGUAUUUUAACAACAUUAAAUAAACUGGUUCAAAA
Molecule: messenger RNA, 4703 nt
Organism: Centrocercus urophasianus (Greater sage-grouse)
Lineage: Eukaryota; Metazoa; Chordata; Aves; Galliformes; Phasianidae
Gene: TBC1D8B
Product: TBC1 domain family member 8B
Exons: 21
Coding region: 48-3422 (1124 amino acids)
Molecular function (GO): calcium ion binding
Source: RefSeq, a predicted model, not a curated record